CUUGUCUGAUAUCAGACUUCAAUUGGAAAAUUUGUACUGAUGAUGAUGAUAAGAAACCCGAAUGUCUCUAUCGUAAUGUUGUAAUGCUUCAGCUAAACCGAAUGAAGCUAAAAAUAACACUGAUAAACACGAUCGAACUCUUCGAAGUGUAUGUGGGAUCAAAAGAUGAAUGCAAGCAAGAGAAUCUCUCCAGGGUACGAAAAGAACUAGUUGGUGCAGUAAAUGAGGUGUUGGAAACGAUGAAAAUGGACCUUGAUGUUGCUGAAGGGAUCGAGUGCACCUGUGGGGAGAAAAGUGUGUUCCAUUUAAAGUAUCUGCUAGAGAAUCCAGAAUCAUCUGAAGAGUGUGCUGAGUGCAAGUAUGGUCAUGGAGAAAAGCCUGAAACCUUUUGGGCUAAAGGUGAGGCUUUACAAGAAAAUAAAACACAGUUAGCAGCAGUGACAGCUAAACUCAAUAUUGAUGACUUGUUUGAAGUGGUGAGUGAGUUGCAGCCAGUAAUAACCAGGUGGAAACACGUUGGAAUGGCCCUCAAACUGGGUCGUGAACAACUGAAGAAGAUAGAAAAGGAGAACAAAGAUGAUCUUGAUGACUGUCUAAGUGAGGCCCUAAGCCUGUGGCUGAAUAAGAACUACAAUACUGAAAGAUUUGGAGAGCCAUCAUGGGAGCAACUGGCCGAAGCAGUUGGUCAUCGUUCUGGAGGGAAUAUUCUGCAGUUGCCGAGGGAAUUCGUCAAAGACACACAGUAAUAGACAGACACACCAUCGAGGACAGUAAAGGGACCGUGCCUCCCUCAGACUCUGUCGGAGACGUACCUACCUCCAAACGACCCAAGUUAUACUCUGUCGAAGACGUGCCUCCCUCCAAACGACCCAAGUUAUACUCUGUCGAAGACGUGCCUCCCUCCAAACGACCCAAGUUAGACUCUGUCGGAGACGGAACAGAUUUCUUCCUUGAAGAUCUCCCGGAUGAUCUUCUAGUUACAAGUAUCGAUCUACCGGGCCUUGAUGGACCCGCAACCACUGAUCUCCCCAGUGUGGCUGGUGUCUCCCAGCCUCAACAGCUACCUGCUGGGCUCAACUCCACCCCACCACCGCCCAGCACCUCGCAGCCUCGCUCGUUGGCUCCUAGUGUCAGUCCGCUGACCCAGCCAUUGUCGCAACAGCAGUCUCCCGCGACUAGCGUCAGCCCCGUCGCCAAACCUACACCUCCUCUGCAGUUGAACACUCUUGGAGGGGGUCCUCUUCUCAAGAACAGGGGAGGUGGAGGACUGACUACCUCAACUGCUGGUGCCCCGCUCAACACCACUGUAGUGAGCACCUCCGCUGACCCAACUACAGCUCUCCCAAAUAUCAGCUCUACCUCUGCAACUGCCGUUCCUUACUCCAACAUGGCAACUUCUGUUUCUCCUGCAAUGGGCACCCCUCGAAUGCCGUCCGCUUCCUCCACACCUUUCUCUUACAAUUCGUACUCUGGAGGUAUGACCUCCGUUGCUGCUGGAAUGAACUCGCAAGUGGGGAUGCAGCCUCAGGCGCCGGGAAUGGGAGGUUACCUGCGCCACCCUGGGUCUGGUCAGGUAAUGGGUGUCAUGCCCGGACAGCAGAUGGUACACUCGCCCAAUAUGAUGAGGCAACAACAUCGGAUGAUGACGAGGCAGCGUAAAAAGAUGCACCCCGAGGUUCAUGGAGGCCCCAUGAUGAGUACCCACCCCCAGCGGUCUAUGGGGCAGAGCGCCGUCCUCCCUCCUCACUCGCACCAAGUCUCGUCACAGAUGAUGGCUCCUCAUAUUUUGACUCAGCAACAACAGAUGCCGGUGUCCAAUCCUACUCCUCAGCAGAGUCACCCCGCCCAACAGCCCUGCCCACCCUCCAAGGGCGUUGUCGGGGAAGAAAGCCCUUUGCCCGGACAGCAGAUGGUACACUCGCCCAACAUGAUGACGCAACAACAUCGGAUGAUGACGAGGCAGCGUAAAAAGAUGCACCCCGAGGUUCAUGGAGGCCCCAUGAUGAGUACCCACCCCCAGCGGUCUAUGGGUCAGAACGCCGUCCUCCCUCCUCACUCGCACCAAGUCUCGUCACAGAUGAUGGCUCCUCACAUGAUGACUCGGCAACAACAGAUG
Messenger RNA from Geodia barretti, 2116 nucleotides. The record is from the annotation of a GenBank genome assembly. NCBI's taxonomy places the organism in Eukaryota, Metazoa, Porifera, Demospongiae, Tetractinellida, Geodiidae.